This is a messenger RNA of Drosophila teissieri, 2826 nucleotides long. RefSeq names its product rabphilin-3A (gene Rph). Bases 728 to 2662 code for a protein of 644 amino acids. Lineage: Eukaryota; Metazoa; Arthropoda; Insecta; Diptera; Drosophilidae. Gene Ontology annotation, biological process: intracellular protein transport. Gene Ontology annotation, cellular component: membrane. Gene Ontology annotation, molecular function: small GTPase binding. The record is from RefSeq and is a predicted model, not a curated record. The transcript has 6 exons.
UAUGGAUAUACAAAUUGAAAUCCGAUGAAUGUCUUAAUUGGAAUGUGGACUUUUUUGCGCAAACAAAUUAUUACUUCAAACGCGUGAGUCUGGCUAAAUAAAAACUGAAAAGAAACUCGAUGAAGACUCAAAUAAGAAAGUGCUGAGCAGGCAAAGAUAAAAUCACAGAUAAAAUCAAUUAACUUCAGUGGGAGUAGGGUCCAACAAAUGUAGAUAAUCCACAAUAAGUGCUGGGUAAAAGGGGAUCAAAGUGCGUUCAACAGCGAAAUCCGCAGAUUGCCCGGGCAUGCAGAUACCCAGAAAAUGCGUUACCAACAGUUGGCCCACAGCGCGAAAUCAAGCUGGCACUCAUUAAGCCAAAUAGCUGCUAGCCUAUGGCUACGCUACCAUUGUUUGCCCCAUUCCCCCCCCAUCUCCCCUAUCCUCGCCGCACUCACUCACAGUAUCCGGCUCGAAGGACAAUUGCCGCUGCUGGCAUGUCGGGCUGCCGGAGUGGGAUGAGUUGGGUGCGGGGUGAUGAUGCGGACGCGCCUCGAAUGCCUAAUCCUGUCAGCAGUUACAGCUUACAAAAGCAACAACAACAUCAUCAGCAGCAACAACAACAACUGGCAGGAAGGCAAACAGCGAUGACAACUUGCCAGAGGCAAAGCGAAGAAAAAAAGGGGAAAAACGGCGAAAGCCCGCGUCACACAGUGUCAACACUACACAACACAACACUCCAGCUUGGAUGGACCAACUGGCAGUGAGGCUGGACCAAAAAGGACGAGACGUGCGAAAUGUCAGCCGGCGUCCAGGACAUUGCACACUAAAAGCUGGCUGGAGCAGCUCCAAGACCAGUGAGCCGCUGCGUCCCGAGGAGCAGGAGGCCAUCAUCUCGGUGAUCCGGCGCAACGAGGAGAUCGAGGUGGCCGAGCGGCAGCGGGUUGGCCGCCUGGUGGAGCGCGUCGAGAAGAUCAAGCAGCAUGCCGUGGAGCGGGGACCCAACUGCUGUCGCCUGUGCGGCGACACCUUCGGCAUCCUGCGGCCGCAGCGCAUCCUGUGCGAGGACUGCCGCCAGUCGGUGUGCGCCAAGUGCAGCGUGGACAUCAACAUCCGCUACCACACCAGCGAGCGGUCCCGCGAGAUCUGGCUGUGCCGCAUCUGCUCCGAGACGCGCGAGAUGUGGAAGAAGUCCGGCGCGUGGUUCUUCAAGGGUCUGCCCAAGUACGAUAUGCCGCGCAGUGCCAGUGCCACGCCCAUGCCCACCCCAGGACCCGGAUCCAUGGCAGGCGACACGCGGGCCGUUCAAAGCUGUCAUGCGACGCCAACACGACCGGCGCGGGUGAAGAAGCUAACGAUCCGGGUGAACGACAGCAGCUCCAGCAGCAGCGGCCAUUCGGAGCCGGAGGACGAGGUGGACACCGGCGUGGGAGUUGGCGUCGGCGGAGUCGGUGGGGUCAUGGCCAAGGGCAUAACCUCCGCCCGUUUGCAGCGCGAGGAUAGCUUCCGGCUGAGAGCCUACGGCUCUAUACGCAGCUUCAUCGAUGGCGGCGAACGGAAGCUGUCCAACUCCUUCUUCUUUAGCCGCCAGCAAAGUCAACGGCCGUCGGAGUGCCCGGAAUACGACAGCGUCAGCAUGUCGAAGCUGCGGCGGGAGAGCAGCUUCCUGCGGCGCGGCUCCGUCAGCUCGUCCUGGUCGAUCAGCGACAGUUCCGGCUCCGGGUCCAACAACUCCGGCAACUCACAAUCGCAAUCGCAGUCUCAGUCGCAGUCGCAGUACCAGCAGCACCAGCAACAGCACCAGCAGCACUGCCGAGAUCCGCUGCUCGGCUGGCUGGAGAUUGCCAUCAGCUAUCGGGAGGCCUUCCACAGCCUCGACUGCACGAUGGUGCGGGCCAGGGAUCUGCCCGCCAUGGACGCGGCCGGAUUGACGGACCCGUACUGCAAGCUGAACAUCAUCACGCCGGAGGCGCACACCAAGUACACGCGAUGGCAGCGCACAAAGACGGUGCACAAGACCCGCAAUCCGGAGUUCAACGAGACGCUGCAGUUCGUCGGCGUGGAGCCCGAGGAGCUGGGCAACUCGCUGAUUUACGUGGCCCUCUUCGACGACGACAAGUACGGCCACGACUUUCUCGGUGCGGCCAAGGUCUGCCUUUCCACGGUGCACAGCACAUCGCAGUACCGUAUUUCGGUGCCACUCGGCGUGGAGGACCAGUACAGCAACGCGGCGGAGCUGGCCCAGAACUGGCCCAAUGGCAAGAUGCUCCUCUCGCUCUGCUACAACACCAAACGCAGGGCGCUGGUGGUGAACGUGAAGCAGUGCAUCAACCUGAUGGCCAUGGACAACAACGGCAGCUCCGAUCCCUUCGUCAAGAUCCAACUCAAACCGGAUGCGCACAAGAACAAGAAGCACAAGACCAGCGUCAAGUGGCGCACGCUCAAUCCCAUCUACAACGAGGAGUUCUACUUCGAGGCGAGUCCCCACGACCUCAACAAGGAGAUGCUCAUCCUGACCGUGUGGGACAAGGAUCUCGGCAAGAGCAACGACUUCCUGGGCAGCCUGCAACUGGGCGCCCAAAGCAAGGGCGAGCGCCUGCAGCAGUGGCUCGACUGCAUCCGAUUGCCCGAUCACUUCCACGAGAAAUGGCAUUGCCUCGCCCCCGACAAUCCCGCCCACUGAGUAGCCCCCCCAUCCGAUCCCAACUCGGUCCACCCCAGUCCAUGCGAUUGCGAUCUUAUCUGUACCGAUAUGGAUGUUUUCCUGUAGGACACAUUUUUGCGAACUGAUUUCUCAGCCAAGUUAUGGCAACACGAACAAUAUCUUUUACGUCAAGUAGUUCAAGA